This is a messenger RNA of Lactuca virosa, 2370 nucleotides long. NCBI's taxonomy places the organism in Eukaryota, Viridiplantae, Streptophyta, Magnoliopsida, Asterales, Asteraceae. The record is from the annotation of a GenBank genome assembly.
GUAUUAGACAGAGAGAGACUCCUUUACUAGUGAGGUGAUCUUUGUAGAAGAUAGACUCUUUCUCGUUCCUUCAACAAACAUGCAAUGUUCAAAAGAAACCAUUGUUCGUUUGUUCUACAAUGCCUCCAGUUCUUUUCAGCUUCUUUUCCUCUUCUUCUACCUCACCUCCAUUUUCCUUUCUAAGUUCUUGUUCUUCAUUUCUUCAAUCCCGUUCCUCCCAAGAAACGAUGAAGAAUAUGAAUAUGAAACAAUUUCGGAGGAAGAGGUAAGCGAUGAGGAUUACUACAAUGAGACUCCGGAGAAAGGCCAUCUGGUUGCAGAUAUAACCAGAGAUGGCGAAGAGCUCUCGUUUUUUCAGACUAGUCCAACAAGUUCAUGUCAAAACUCCGUAGUUUUUGAUGAAGAGGUCGUUAGUGAGCCUUUAGAAAACGAAACAGAUGAUGAGGAAAGAAGCGUUAGUAUUAGUGAUGACUUGUCUUUCUAUAGCCUACCGGAAUCUGAAUCGGAAGAACACAGUAGUCAAGAGGAGGAAGAGGAGGUGGUAGAGAUGAUAUCAUCGGCUGUUGGUCCAAAAUCGACAUCUAAAUCUUUUAGAUACGAUGUGAAUACACCAGCAAUAACAACACGUGCAAAGUCUGCUUGUACUUCUUUCAGAUAUGUUGGAGACGAACCAUCUUUGCGUGUGACGAAGAAAAUUAAUUUUGUGCUUGAUGACGACAAAUUUGAAGAAAAGUAUCGUGAAAAAGGAAAGAAUUGGGAAUCAAAUAUAACCCAAGUCGACAAGCUUUUGAGUAUAGCACCAUUGAACUCGGUUACUAAGAAACUUGAACUUGAAGAAAAGGAUCAAGAAGAAAUCUUUGGUGACACGAACACCAUCGGAUCCACUUCCAAGAGUUCAUCUGAAUGGCGGAGCUCCAUUAAUUGUAGAGAUCCGGGUUACGAUCCGUUUUCGUCUUCAUCACGAAGAAGUUGCCCCAAAUGGGAGUCUUACACUGUUUUCCAAAAGUAUGAUGAAGAAAUGUUAUUUUUAGAUAGAAUUAGCGCACAAAAACUUCAAGAAACAGAGUCGUUUAGAUCAUCAGCAACGUGCCAUUCAUCGUUAUCAGAUAAAAUCAUUCAUAAAUUAGCAUCAAGAAAUAAGAAAACAUCAUAUAUUUAUCAGAAUUCGUAUCACGAAUUAGAAGCCGCUUAUGUAGCACAAAUUUGCUUGACUUGGGAAGCUCUUAAUUGGAACUACAACUACUUCCACCAACUAAGAGCAUCACGUAGUGACUCCGACCCUGGAUGUCCUGCUUACAUUGCGCAACAAUUUCAACAAUUCCAAGUGCUUUUACAACGUUACAUUGAGAACGAGCCUUAUGAGAAUGGCAGGAGACCUGUUGUUUAUGCCAGAAUGAGAAGUUUAGCUCCUAAGUUGCUUCAAGUCCCAGAAUACCGUGAUUCUGAUGAGGAGAAGAAAGACGAAUAUUUGGGUUCAAGAAUUUCGUCAGAUUCAUUCCUUGUAAUCAUGGAAGAAGCAAUCAAGACAUUCAUGAGUUUUCUCAAGGCUGACAAGGAGAAUCGCUUUCAGAUCUUUGCACGUCUCUUUAGUAUCAAAAACCCAAGAACUACAGUGGAUCCUACAGUUCUCCUAUUGCUCAAGAAAGUAAACCAUAAGAAGAAGCUGAAGUUGAUAGAUUUACGGCGCUCGCAUAAGUGCUUAAGGAAAAGGAGGACAAAACAAGAGAAUGCGAUGGAGGUGUUGAUGGCUCUAAUAGACUUAAAAGUGGUGUCAAGAGUUCUGAGAACUACAGAUCUAAGUGAAGAGCAGAUGCAUUGGUGUGAAGACAAGAUGACCAAAGUGAAAGUUUGUGAUGGAAAACUACAAAGAGAUUCUUCACCACUUUUCUUUCCUGCACAUUAGCAGAUGCAUACCCCACCAUACAUGUGCUCAUUGCUUUCAUGACUAGAUUAUGAAUGUACACAUCACACUGCCUAGCUCUUUUCCUCGAAUGAUAGAGAAUAUCCCUUUCACCCCUUUUGGUAAUUAAUUAGAUUAGUGAAAGAAAAAGAAGAAAGAGAAAAAAAAGUUGGUCAUGCAUGGAUAAGAGAAGGCAUAUAUUGGAUAUUUGGCGAAUGGAUAAUGAUCGACGAUGAUGAUUGCCAAUCGAGGAUUAACCAAUUGUUUAUCAUGUCAUCUUGUUGUCAUCGUUCAACAAAUUAACCACUCAGAUCUGCUGAUGGAUUGUUAAAGCCGGGGAAAGAUGCAUAUUGGAAUAAAAAGUUGGCGCGCAAAGGAUAAUGUUGAAGCACACCACUUUGUUUUUAGAUGAAAAGGGCUUCAAUAAACAAAUCAAAUCCGAGGCAAUAGUUACCAACAAAUUUGAUCAG